GGCCCGGCGGCCAUGGCGGCCAUGGCGGCCGUGGUGCCCGAUUACGAGUUGGCCGAGCUGUACACGCGCGCGUUCCGCGUGGGCGCCCUGGGCCUCGGCUGGCGGCGGCUGCUGGGGCCGCCCGACCUCUCGCUGACGGCGGAGGCGGAAGAGGAGGAGGAGGACGCGGCCGUGGCGGCGGCGCUGGGCUGCGCGCCGGGCACGGCGGCCGAGGUGCGCGCCGUCUGCAGCAUUGAUAUGUUAAUGUCUUCUGAGAAAGAAGAGGACCCAAAUGUUAUUCCUGAAGACAGCAGUCUGCUCACUCUUCGAAUUCGGAAGAAGGCCUUAGAGAGGAGAGAAGAAACAAUUAUUGUGGAUCGGGCUUGCAGACAAGAAACUCUUACUUAUGAGAUGGAGUCGCAUGCAACUGGAAAGAGGCCAGACGAUCCAACAGAUCUAAUUGAGGAGGGAGAACUACUUUUAACUCUGAACAUCUUUUAUCCUCUUAUAUUUCAGAAGCAUAAAGAUCACAAACCAUUCCAAACAGUCCUUGUACUGGGCAGCCAGAAGCUCACUGAACUGAGAGACUCGAUUUCCUGUGUCAGUGACCUCCAGAUAGGUGGUGAGUUCAGCAGUCAGCCAGAUCAAGCACCAGAGCACAUCAGCAAGGAUCUCUACAAAUCUGCCUUCUUCUAUUUUGAAGGCAUCUUUUAUAAUGAUAAAAGAUACCCGGAGUGCAGAGAUCUGAGCAGAACAAUUAUAGAGUGGUCAGAAUCUUUUGAUAGAGGCUAUGAAAAUCUUCAGUCUGUCAAGAUGGAGGACUAUGUAUUUAAUGAUUUAUCCCUCAAAAUUGGCUUUCCAUACCUUUACUGUCACCAAGGGAACUGUGAACACAUCAUUAUAAUCACAGAUAUAAGGCUUAUUCAUCAUGAUGACUGUCUGGAUAGGAAUCUGUAUCCCUUGCUGGUCAAGAAACAUUGGCUAUGUACCAGAAAAUGUUUUGUGUGCAAGAUGUAUACAGCAAGGUGGGUAACCAACAGAGAUAGUCUGGCACCAGAGGAUCCUUGUUUCUUCUGUGAUGUUUGUUUUCGGAUGCUCCAUUAUGAUGCAGAAGGCAAUAAACUGGGAGAGUUUCUUGCAUAUCCUUAUGUUGAUCCUGGGAUUUUCAACUGAAACUGACAUGUGCCAGGACAUUGUUGAAUGUGUUGCUCUGGCUGUUAAAACCACUGAACAGCUUGGGGUUUGAGCAUACUGCUGGGUUUCAUGUUAGGUGUGUAAUCCUCUCCUGUGAGCAGGAAGGAGCCCUUUGCACUUGAAGACUAUCUGGUGUGUUUUUCUGAGUAAGUAAGUAUGAUUUUUACAGAUAAGUUGGCAUGCAAAAAUGUAAUACACUUUUGCAACAUUCCAGUAGUUUGGAUGCUAUGGACUGUAAAUAUGGAUGUUUGAGAAUACCUGGCAAAAGAAACCAUGACUUUAAGAAGCUCUGCUCUCAAGGCUUUGUAAACCUCUGUGGAUGUGAAGAUGGUCUGUAUAUAUCUUACCUUGAAAACUCUGGCAGUUGCCAUAUUUGAACAAGGAUGGGUGGCACUGAAUUUGUAGGGAGGAGAACGCUUUCUGAGAGAGAAGCUCAGAAUGCUGGUUAAACUCUUGGGUCUUUCCUACAAAUGAAAGCUUACAUCUGAAGGCCUUUACUGUCCCUGGUUUCUGACUCUGAGGAGUGAUUCUGUAGAGAAGAAACUGCAUUUCACCAUUACUGAAUUGUAGCCUGCCUUUUAAAUAAUUUUGCCAGCUGUUUACAGUGUAUGAGUGUUCAUUGUGAACCUUUUUAUUUAGUAUCAUUCUUUUAUUGUAAUGUAAUGGUUUUUUUUAAUUAAAAUGUGGCAAAUUUGUAGUUCCUACAAGUCUCUUGUUAAACUGAAACUUUGUCAAGACAGGAUAUUCCUCUUUUUAAAGUCUUCUGGAAUUAAGAGUAUGUUAGUAGCAAUCUUUGUUUUAGGAAAGUUAGAGCUAACUGCCUUUCUUUUGAAAACUUACGCUAAUUCUGGCUGGGGGAAGACAGCCUGCUCUGACAAUCCACAUACAGAAAAGUGACAAACUGAAUCCUGUUGAAGUCCUGUAGCUGCAGAUUUUGCCAGUGCUGACUUGAUUAUCUUAGAUGUCUUGAAACACAGGUAUCUGAAGCACUUGCGAGACUCCAUUGAUCACUCCCAUAUCUUACUGCUUUCUAGUGGUGUAUUAAGUAAUUUGAAUGUAAAUCCAUGCUUUUUUUAGGAAAAAAAUAAGUUUCUUUUUUUUCCUGUCUAGUAAACCCGCCAGCUGUUGGCCUGUGUAUUUCAAUGAACCAACCACUUGUAAAAGGUGGUGAUAGUUCUCUUAUCCUUCAGGAAUCUGCAGAAAAUGGAAUGCCCUGCCCAUAACAACUGUGACAAGUCCAGCUGCUGGGGCUGGGCUGCUUUGGGGUGCUGCAGCAGCUGCUUUAAAGGUCCUCUACUAUACAGCUCUGGUUGCAACUUCAGCAUUUGCCUCACAAGUUGCUACUCUUCAUCUUUCCCCUAUCUCCUCCUCUUUCAGCUGUCUCCCAUAAAUACACAGGCUUCCCAAUCCUCUUUAGUAUUGGAUGGGGGAUCAUAUAGAGAGCUAGCUUGAGUUCUAAAGCAGCAAUCAGUAGUUUUUUUGUGGGGGCAUUUUUUUUCCUUCUUUAGCCAUAGAAAGAAGGCAUUGGCAAAAUAUGAGUUUACUCUUUCAUUAAAUUAAUUUGCCUCAAAUAUGCUGUCUCUAACACAACCCAUUUGUCUUCUUAAUUAAAAGUUAAGAUCAAAUAUAUUUCAAAAUUGGUGUCCCUGCAGAUUAAGAAAUUUUAGUGGGUCAUUCCCAUACUUCCAAUAAGGCAGAGAGAAGCUAGCCACAGUCUGGGUGUGGGAGUUGAGAGCAUUCAGUGCUUAACUACAGAACAGAGAAGAAUCGUAUUAGAAGCUUGCUGUUUGUAUGAUGUGGUCCUCUUUCAUAUUCAGUGAUGCAUCUUGAAUGACAAAUGGAACAAAAAGGUUACACUAAGUCAUAGGUUCUAAAGAUCCCAGAAGCUGUCACAGGACAACUCAGUCUGGUCUAGAUUUGAUAAGUCUUUCUGAAUGAGUCCUCUGAGUGAAAUCCAGCAUUGCAUACAAUGCCCAUUUGUAGCUAAAUCUCUAUGACACCAGCUGGAUAUUUGUUUUAGCAAUUUAUUAAAUGCUGUGAGUAUUUUGAUGAUGAAAA
Molecule: messenger RNA, 3231 nt
Organism: Melospiza melodia melodia
Lineage: Eukaryota; Metazoa; Chordata; Aves; Passeriformes; Passerellidae
Gene: SNAPC3
Product: small nuclear RNA activating complex polypeptide 3
Exons: 9
Coding region: 13-1152 (379 amino acids)
Biological process (GO): snRNA transcription by RNA polymerase II; snRNA transcription by RNA polymerase III
Cellular component (GO): snRNA-activating protein complex
Molecular function (GO): bent DNA binding; RNA polymerase III type 3 promoter sequence-specific DNA binding; RNA polymerase II cis-regulatory region sequence-specific DNA binding
Source: RefSeq, a predicted model, not a curated record